AGGCUGCUGGCUGCCUUUAUAAAAAGUUCUUCCAGUUUUACAUACUUCCUCAUUGAGCUAGUUUCACAGCAAAGAUGAAGAAGCUCAUUUACUUAGUCUUGUUUAAGACAGCUCUGCUUGCUUUUACAAAUGUUUCUGCACUUGCAGAUGAACAUACCGAAGGUGUUAAAGAAGGAAAAGCUAUUGAUGCUUGUCCUAUAAAGCUCAAAACCAAUGGGAAAUGUGAAGGAGAGGAAUGUCCAUAUCAGAUAAACCUGCCUCCGAUGACCAUCCAGUUACCUAAGCAGUUCAGACUGAUUGAGAAUACUCUCAAAGAAGUAAAAAAUCUUAAAGAUGAAGUAAACAAAUUGAAGAAAUCUUGCCAAGAUUGCAAGUUGCAGGCAGACGACAACCAAGAAAAAGUCAGUACUGAAUUCCUGGCACCUAAUAGAGAAGUCCCAACAGAGAACAGUAAGAUAGAAGAUAACAGAGUAAAGGAAUUACAGAUCAAAGUUAACAAACUGACAGCCAGUUUGCAGAAUGCAAAGAAGCAGAUCCACUUACUGCAGGGUAAUGUGGAAAAAAGAAGCCUCAUAAACAUGGACAACGUACAAAGUUACGUCGACAGCAAAGUAGCAAAUCUGACAUCUUUUUUGGAAAUUUUGGAUAACAGAUGUUCUUCUGAGUGUCCAGUCAUACAAUCAAGUUCUGCUAUACAACUAGUGCAGAGAGAUUGUGCUGAUUAUUACACAGCAGGUAUGAGGCAUAAUGGAAUCUACAGAGUUAUUCCAGAUCCAAAAAAUAGCAGCUUUGAGGUUUACUGUGACAUGGAAUCAAUGGGAGGUGGCUGGACAGUGCUACAGAUGCGUCAAGAUGGUAGCAUUAACUUCAACAGAACAUGGAAUGACUACAAAAAUGGCUUUGGAAAUCUCAGCGGGGAGUUUUGGCUGGGGAAUGAUAAAAUUCAUCUCCUGACCAAAAGCAAGGAUAUGCAGCUGAGAAUUGAGCUUGAAGAUUUCAAUGGUAUUCGACAGUAUGCUAAAUAUGAACAGUUCUAUGUAGCCAAUGAAUAUCUCAAGUACCGUCUAAGUGUCACUGGCUAUACUGGUACAGCUGGAGAUGCCCUGCACUUCAGUAAACAUUACAACCAUGAUCAAAAAUUCUUCUCUACCCCGGACAAAGACAAUGAUAAGUAUCUAUCAGGAAAUUGUGGGGCUUACUACAGCUCUGGUUGGUGGUUUGAUAAAUGUUUGUCUGCCAACCUAAAUGGCAAAUACUAUCGCCAAAAAUACAAAGGUAUUCGCAAUGGGAUUUUCUGGGGCACCUGGCAUGAUGUUUCUAAUGGUCUUCCAAAUGGUUAUAGGCAAGCUUUUAAACAGGUAAAAAUGAUGAUCAGACCCAAAGUCUUUGUGCCAUAAAUCCGCACCCUCUGCUGUAACCAGUUUGUAUUAGGUCAUACUAAAAUCAUGCUUACUCAGUAUCAUAUUCAAAAUACAAAUAUUGGAGUAUUUUAAUAUUCAGUCCUAAUAUAAUCCUUCCAAGAUGAAAGAAAUUGUCUCAACAUAAAAUGUUUGAUUCCUCCCUCAUGCCUUAUAAAGACAGUUUUAAUGGUUCAAAGUAGCUGUUGCUAAAACUUCAGCAUUGCUAAAUUCUGAAUUUGAAGGCAUUGAUGUUAAUGUUUCAGUUGUACUUUUACUAUCUGCAGCAUACCAGGUUUCUACAAUCUACAACUUUUUAAGGCUUCUACAAAGGUAGCUGAAUGAAAAUUCAUAUUUUUGCCUGAAAAUAUCUCAAACAUUUCUGAUUACAUAUAACCACUUUAGAUACCGAGUUUCAUCCUCUUAUAUGGAUCUCAUGAUAUCAUCUGUGUCUUCAUAAACAUUAAAGAUAGAUCAUCCCAACACCACCACGAACUAAGAAAGUGGUAUCCCAUUUUAAAAUGACUGAGGCAUUUCCUCAAAGUCACAAAGCAACAUCUGACAGAGUCAGGAACUGAAAACAGAUUUUCUGAGUCUCAGUCCAGCCCCUUGACCAAGAGACCAUCCAACCAAAUAUAGUGGCAGAGUUGAACAAAAGCAAAUGGAAAGGGUGUGUAGAGUAAGUAUGGAGUGAAACAGCACCUCCACAGCAUGUUUUCCCCCAAGCUGUUUGCUUCGAAACCGUGCUUUUUGCUUCUUUGAUGAAGGAAUGUCAACAGCUACACAGCUUGUCAGGGAGCUAUGCUAGCAGGGCUGGAGCAGGAAGCAUCAGAAAGGAUUGAGUUCUUGUACUGCUGCCUCCAGAUCUACAGAGAGAGUGUCUGGUUCCCUUAGAGCCUAAAACCCUGUGGUUUCACACCCAAAUCUCCCUUCCUCUGCAUCCUCUAUUCAAGGUGAACUUUAUGAGGUUGCAGGGAUUCAAACUUAAUUUUUUUAACUUGUCAGAACUUUUUAUGUAUCAUCAGGAAAAAGAUUAUGUAGAAAAACACACAUACAUAUAUAAAAUCAAAGUAGGGUUUCCCCCCAAAAUUUGAUGCGUUUGUCUUUUUUCCCUUAAAAAGAAAGAAAAACUAACAUCCAGUGAAUGACUUUUAUACAAUAAACAGAAAGGGAAACAGAUUUUCUUGUUGUUGUUGUUCUGAAGUGUAAGAAAUAAAAUGUAACAGACGUUCAGACAUUUCAUGAAUUACCAACCAAAGAGACAUUCCAGAUCAUAAUGAAUACUGUACAUAGUGAAUUUAAAUUUGAUAAGAUUAAGGCCUUAGAUCGGGUUUGCCUGACAAACCCUCCUUGUGCAGACACAGCUUGUUCUGGCUCUCAGAAUGAAAUAAGUUACAGCGGGACAAAGACUUUUUGCUGGUAUAACUGCAUCUACAGUAGGGCUUUCCUGGCAUAGCUAUAUCAGUCAUGGGUAUGAUUUUUUCCACACCUAACCGACAUAACUAUUCCAGCAAAACUUUUAAGUGUAGUCUGGUCCAAUACUUACAAACAUGACAUUUACUACUUUUCGAUAUACCAAAUUGAAGUGUGCAUUAGUGAUUUAUGUACAAUGAUCUAUGGUGACAAUGACCAAAUUAUAAGCUAUUAAUAUAUUUUAAAGGAAUUAUAAAUAUUUUGAAGGAUAUUUUGAUGUGAAAUGUCAUUUGCUUUAUUAUGUUUUCAUUUUAAAAGAUGGAUGGAAGAUUUUAAUACUAUCAGAUAUAUACUCUUUGCUUGAGAACACAUUUUGAAGUUCCUUUUUAUCCUGAAAUAGAAUGUAAUUGUUUAAACAAAAACAAGUUUUUGAUGCACUGGCUAGAAAAGCGAUUUUUAGUAGAAUAUUAUUAUAUUUAGUCAUUUGGUAUAAAGUGCACUAAUUGUUCCUAGACAAUAAGAAGUUUCCAAAUAAAUUUCUUUUUCACUCAGCUAA
Malaclemys terrapin pileata is the source of this 3366-nucleotide messenger RNA. RefSeq names its product fibrinogen like 2 (gene FGL2). Bases 75 to 1397 code for a protein of 440 amino acids. The transcript is spliced from 2 exons. The record is from RefSeq and is a predicted model, not a curated record. NCBI's taxonomy places the organism in Eukaryota, Metazoa, Chordata, Testudines, Emydidae.